Molecule: messenger RNA, 2052 nt
Organism: Sorghum bicolor (sorghum)
Lineage: Eukaryota; Viridiplantae; Streptophyta; Magnoliopsida; Poales; Poaceae
Product: primary amine oxidase 2
Exons: 2
Coding region: 256-1848 (530 amino acids)
Biological process (GO): amine metabolic process
Molecular function (GO): quinone binding; copper ion binding; primary methylamine oxidase activity
Source: RefSeq, a predicted model, not a curated record
AAAAGUACAAAUAUAUUGCUUUUUAAUCUACAUUGUUUCUCGCUAUUGAUAAUUAUCAGACAUAUUAAUUUUAAAUAUUGAUUUCCCUUUAUAAACAAAAAUAGCCUAUAUAUUAUAGACUAGAGAGGCCAUCGCGACGAGCUCGCCAGAGGGCCCUCGAAAUCGUAGGGCCGGCGCUGUCAGUACCCUCCCUUCGUGGAAUCCUUACGGCGGCGCGGGUUGAACGCCGGCGACGUGGGCUGCGGGCUAUUCUCCAUGGGAUGGUUUGGCGACGGUGAGCCAACAUACGGUGGCGCUAGGCUGGCCAAGAUGCAGUGCUUCGUGCGUCAUAUGGAUGGUGAUGCCACGACGACGGCCAAUGUCUUUGCCCGGCCGCUGGACGGCGUGACGCUGGUGGUGGACCUCGACCGGGUCGCCAUUGUCGGGUACAAGGACAGGGUGGUGAAGCCGGUGCCCAAGGCGGAGGGGACAGACUACCGGGCAGACAAGCUCGGGCCGCCGUUCACCGGACCGGACACGGUGCCUGGCGUGGUGGUGCAGCCGGAGGGGAGCGGCAUCUGCGUAGAUGGUCACCUUGUUAGAUGGGCCAACUGGGAGUUGCACAUCGGCUUCGACAUGCGCGCCGGCACGGUCAUCUCGCUCGCCUCAGUGUUGGACAUCGACGCCGGCCAUCGCCGACGGGUGCUCUACCGCGGCUUCGUGUCGGAGAUCUUCGUGCCCUACAUGGACCCAGAGGAGGAGUGGUACUUCCACACGUUCUUGGACGCCGGCGGGUACGGCCUUGGUGUCUCGGCGUCGUCUCUCCAGCGCGGCGCCGACUGCCCAGCGGGCAACGCCGUCUACUUCGAUGGCUAUUACAGCGACCCAGACGGCAGGCCUGUAAAGGCCGAGGAUGUGAUCUGCGUCUUCGAGCGCUACUCCGGCGACAUUGCGUGGCGCCACACCGGGAUCGCGGAACAGGAGGUCCGGCCGGACGUGACAUUAGUGGUCAGGAUGGUGGCCACUAUUGGGAACUAUGACUACAUACUAGACUGGGAGUUCAAAACCAGCGGCACCAUCAAGUGUGUGGUAUCCCUCACCGGCAUCCUGGUGAUGAAGGCGACGUCGUACACGCGCGUCGAGCAGAUCAGGGAGGACGCGCACGGCACGCUGGUGGCGGAGAACACCGUCGGCGUCUACCAUGACCACUUCAUCACAUACCACCUGGACAUCGACGUCGAUGGCACAAGGAACUCCUUCGUCAAGAAGACCAUCACCCCAGUGCGCAACACCGGGAACCCUGCCACCGGCGGUGCAGACACGCCGAGGAAGAGCUACUGGACGGUGCGCCGCGAGGUGGUGGAGACCGAGGUUGACGGCCAGGCAAAGUUAAAUGGCGCUCUGCCGGUAGAGCUCUUGUUCAUCAACCCGGGCAAGAAAACCAAUGUCGGCAACGAGGUCGGGUACCGUCUUGUCCCGGCAGGUGCGACGGCGGCCUCGCUGCUGGCCGACGAUGACUACCCGCAGCGCCGUGCCAGCUACGCCAAAAAGCAGGUGUGGGUGACGCCCUACAACAAGUCGGAGAAGUGGGUGCCCGGGCUGUAUGCGGAGCAGAGCACCGGAGACGACAACUUGGCCGCCUGGAGCAGGAGCAACAGGAGGAUAAUGGACGAGGACAUCGUGCUGUGGUACACGGUGGGCCUGCACCACAUCCCCUACCAGGAGGACUUCCCGGUGAUGCCGACGGUGAGCGGUGCGUUUGAGCUGCGGCCCUCAAAUUUCUUUGACAGGAACCCUCUGCUCAGAACCAGGCCUCCUCCCAGGAAUGGUUACUCCCCUAAUUGCUCGUGCAAUGUUGGAUCAGGUUAAUUUGUUCAACGCUGCCGUCCACAUCACAUCAUAUUUUAGAAAAUGUAAGAGAAUAUCCUGCCCUCUGCAUGUCAGCACACAGCAUCAGUUACAUUGUUUCAGCCACGUUGUUGAUGAACAAGAUGUUAAUGUAAGCAUUCUCACCUCCCUUAGGAGGCCAUUGAGUUUGUUUAUAAAGUCAAGAAUAACCCUUCAUGUGGCAUU